Messenger RNA from Coprinopsis cinerea okayama7#130, 1821 nucleotides. RefSeq names its product spermine/spermidine synthase. Bases 1 to 1821 code for a protein of 606 amino acids. The transcript has 7 exons. The record is from RefSeq and is a predicted model, not a curated record. NCBI's taxonomy places the organism in Eukaryota, Fungi, Basidiomycota, Agaricomycetes, Agaricales, Psathyrellaceae. Gene Ontology annotation, biological process: polyamine biosynthetic process.
AUGAGCAACCAGCCACAGCCCGUACCGCUAUCGAGGAAGAAAAGUGGCCUCAUUGCUGCCAUCAUCUUACCGCUCUCGCUGAUUCUGUACACCUAUGAACGAGCGCUUGUUCCGAUAUACUCUUCUGGUCCCACCAAGGAAUGGUUCAGCGUCUUCGUCGCAGCAGGAGCAGCCUUAGCAGCCCUCAACCCCAUUUCCAUAACUUCCUCGCUGGCAUGGCUGCUGAUUGCAGUUGCUCUCACCAUUGCACCUAAUGCCAACUACUGGGUCGCUGUCUGGACAGCGAGGUAUGGGAAAGCGGUUGCAGGUGUCUCUGCAACCCAUACCCUCGUCCUGCUUCCCAUCGUCUUUCUUAUUUCGACUGCUGUAAUGGUUGUGGAUAAUGAACCGGGUACGCGAGCUGAGCCGGUCCCAGUCGGUCAACGACUUUCAAGAGCGGCUGUUAUCUACCUGAUUUCUUCGGGACUAGACCGGGAGCUCUGGUCGGUCUUUCCCCUCCUCAACAAAGUCUCAGAGAGUCAGAUAUACCUUGGCUUAGCCGCCAUCUUUUAUCUGUUAUGGAUCCUAUCGACUCCACUAUUCGACGCGUCUUCAAAAGCGGCCAAAGGAAAGGGCAAGAAAACCCAAGAGACGAUCCCAACACAGUCGAGUGGGCCGUUGUCCCUUCGUGUCAUUGCAGCAGCAGCAUUCACAGCCCUCUUCGCCGUCGGUCAUCCUUUCCUGAAGAACCCAGUCCUUCCUCACCCUUUGCCAGCACCCUACACCUACCCGGACGGAACUUUCAGGGUCCUCUCAGCAGUACAAUCCGUCACAGGACUCAUUUCAGUGGUCGAUUGGUUGCCACCUCCUGAAGGCGAAAACAACGAUCCAGCAGCGAUGCACUCGGCUCGGUACCUGCGGGCUUCUCAUUCUAUCCUUGGUGGAGUAUGGACCCACGAGAAGGUCAUGGUCACGGACCAGUCAGAAAGGCCUGUGGAAGACUCAUUCGGGACCCCGUUAGGCGAUUCGAUCUACGCAACUUUCGUCCUCCAGGAAGCCGUUCGAAUGAUCAACAGCACCGCCAAGGGUGGAAAGCUGGAUAACGCUCUCAUCAUUGGUCUGGGCAUCGGAACAGCGGCAACCUCCCUUAUGAGACACGGGGUGUCGACUACCAUUGUCGAAAUCGACCCUGCCGUUUAUGACGCUGCUCGCACAUGGUUCGGUCUCCCGGAUCCAGGAGCUGAUAAGGUGUUCCUCGAGGAUGCUCGCUACUGGGUAGAGAAACGAAAGGCAUGCACGCAAGCUGGCGAGUGCCCCCUGUUCGAUACCGUCAUUCACGACUGUUUCUCGGGUGGAGGUGUGCCCCAACACUUGUACACUGACGAAUUCUGGAAGGACCUUAAGAGCAUCGUCAAGCCUGAAGGAUCCGUCGUUGUGAACUUCGCUGGUGUCGUCAACUCUGAAGCUACACGGCUCGUGCUCAACACCCUUCUCAACUCUUUCGACCAAUGCCGCGCCUUCCACGACUUCUUCGAUGAAUUCACGGAGGAUAUAUACAACAAAGAAUUCAUCAACAUGGUGCUCUUCUGCACAUCUUCGAAGAAACCUUUGACCUUCCGCAAGGGACGAACCUCGGACUAUUUGGGCUCUCCUCUGCGCCGACACGUUCUCUCCAGUCUCGAUACACGAGAGGUCGACUUGGCCCCUUUGACUGACACGUCAGGCAAAUACCUUGUCACCGAUGACAACAACCCACUUGGAAAACUGCAGGAUGCUCAGGGAGCCCAUCACUGGGAAGUCAUGCGAACCGUUCUGCCGAAUUCACAUUGGGAAACGUAUUAG